Beta vulgaris subsp. vulgaris (sugar beet) is the source of this 1635-nucleotide messenger RNA. RefSeq lists its product as uncharacterized. Gene Ontology annotation, molecular function: phenylpyruvate tautomerase activity. The record is from RefSeq and is a predicted model, not a curated record. The coding region runs from base 944 to 1291 and encodes 115 amino acids. The transcript has 4 exons. NCBI's taxonomy places the organism in Eukaryota, Viridiplantae, Streptophyta, Magnoliopsida, Caryophyllales, Amaranthaceae.
UGACUUCAUCUUUUUAAAUUUCUUUUCUUCUAAAACUACUCUGUGAAAACACCAUCUUAUCAUUAUCACCAUCAAUCGUGCAUCAAGAAUUCAUCAUCAUCAAGUAUCAUCAUCAUCCCCAAGUAUCACAUAAAUCAUCAUCAUCAAUCGACAAUCGUUCAUCAUCAAUAUAAAGUCAACAUCAUCUAAAUCAUCAUCAUCGUUCAUCAUCAAUUCAUCACCACCAGGCAGCAUCUCCAUCGGCGAUUCUUCAUCAAUGGUGGUGGUUGGUUUUUUGGUGGAUGUCGAUGCUGGUGUUUACGGUGGUGGAUUUUGGUGAAAUUGUUGGUGGUGGAAGUGUAUGUUGGUUGUGUAAGUGAUGGUGGUUUUGCAUUGGAUUAAUAGUGAUAAUUAACUUUAGGUAAAAUUGUCUUCAAAAUCUAUACUAAUAUAUUAAAAGGCGUGCGUAAACGAGGAAGGGUGCCACGUGGCGCUCUCCCUAAGAAGUUUUAAUUCAUGUUAUCAUAUCAAAGUACAAUAUUAAUAAAUGAAAAUUUUUCUUACCCGGGGCAUAGUCCGGGCCUAAUAACUAGUUUUGUUUUGUAAAACUCUAAACAAAAUGUUGCAUUUUGCAGCGUUUUUGUUUUGAGAGUUAUGGGCCCAGAACUCUUCUAUAAACCUCUCCUCACCAAACACCGAUAUUAGCGUUUUGACUGAUCAAAACUCUAAAAUAAGUUCAAAACCUCUAAAAGCUCAUGAAAAAGCUCAUUACCAAACAGGGCCUUUGUGUUAGCCAAAACUAAUCUAUUUAUGCAUUCCUUUCUCACCAAAAAAAAAAAAAAAAAAAAAAAAACAGCCUUUCCUUCCUACUGAAGUCCAUUCAAGUGACCCUAUAAUUUGCUAAACACCUUAUCUAGUUAUCUAGACUCUUUACAUUUGCACCCGAUAUUGGUGCGGAGAAAACAUGCCUACCUUAAAUCUUUUCACAAAUGUCCCUGUGGAUGCCGUAGUCGCUUCAGAUAUUCUCAAGGAUGCUACCAAAGCUGUUUCUAAGACCAUUGGAAAACCCGAAUCUUAUGUGAUGGUGUUGAUAAAUGGAGGAGUUCCAAUUGCAUUUGCGGGGACUGAAGAAGCAGCUGCAUAUGGAGAAUUGAUCUCCAUUGGUGGACUUGGCCCCACUGUUAAUGGCAAAUUAAGUUCACUUAUUGCAGAAAUUCUCCAAACUAAGCUAUCUAUUGAUACCUCCAGAUUCUACAUUAAAUUUUAUGAUGUCCAGCGAUCUUUUUUCGGAUUCAAUGGUUCCACAUUUUGAGCUCCUCGCUGUUACAGUCUGGCAACACUAGUCUAGCUCUUUGGAGGAAUUUGGGUGUUGCCACACCAAAUUACACUAGUUUGUAUGUAGUUACUACUUUUUGUGCUGGUUGUAGCAGAAAAUCUAUUCUAUUUGCCUUAGUGCGUUAGCCAUAUUCCCUCUUGGAUAAUACCUUUAUGGCUAACAGUUUGCGCGUAACACCCAUACCAAAAUGACCAAAUUGCGUUCUCACUCUCCUCAAGCUAGUACUUUCUUGUCUAAAGGUCACUGUAUGCAACAGUUUCUUGGUCAUAUUUGUCCUGCAUUAGGUAUAUUAUAGAAGUUUAGAGCUUUUGUUUCUCUUA